AUGUCGGACCCUAGAAUUAAAACUAUCAAAAUUAAAACAGGUGUAGUGAAAAGGUUAACUAAAGAUAAGGUUAUGUACGAAAAAGAAGCUGAACAACAGGAGGCAAAAAUUGAGAAAUUGAAAAGUAAAGGUGAAGACGAGUUCAACAUAAGGAAACAAGAGGAAGUUCUGCAGGAAACCCUUAUGAUGGUACCAAGCAGCCAACGACGACUACAGAAAGCCUUCGAAGAGCUGAGCAAUAUUGUUGAAAGUGAGAAAGAUCUAGCCGAGGAUCCGGAAUACUUAGCAGCCGUGGAGGUGCUUGAGGGUGCUAAACCACACAUACCAGCCUAG
Molecule: messenger RNA, 333 nt
Organism: Nilaparvata lugens (brown planthopper)
Lineage: Eukaryota; Metazoa; Arthropoda; Insecta; Hemiptera; Delphacidae
Gene: Tbca
Product: tubulin-specific chaperone A
Exons: 2
Coding region: 1-333 (110 amino acids)
Biological process (GO): tubulin complex assembly; post-chaperonin tubulin folding pathway
Cellular component (GO): microtubule cytoskeleton; cytosol
Molecular function (GO): beta-tubulin binding
Source: RefSeq, a predicted model, not a curated record